UCUAUACCUGAUGACGUCAAUGUACAGAUUUCCUCUCGUUGCUCGUCUGUGGGAAAUGGAAAAUUAAUUGGGAUAUACUGAUCAAAACAGAAUUCAGCAGAUAUGUUAAUGGUGGAAACCCUAGGUAGGCAUGUUGCCCCUCCACCACCAAGGGAACGAUACCGACAUUUGCGUGUCAAAGAAACAAGAAGGGAAUCAUACAGAUAUUGGCCGAAAUCAGAUAGAUUAAAAGAGGAUUUGAUUGAUGAGGGAUUUUUCUAUCUUGGAGAACAAGACAGAGUCCAGUGUGCUUUUUGUGGUGGUGUGCUUCAUAGCUUUGAAGAAAAUGAAAAUGUACACAUAGAACAUUAUCGCCAUUUUCCACGAUGUCAAACUUUUGAAGAAACGGAGACUGCAAUGGAAGGUGCGUUAUUCGGCUAUAUGAGUGACACACAGACCGAUGGUCCAGGGGAUGAAGGAUUAGAUCAAGGAGUUGUGGAGCUGAUGAGGAAGAUGGAUUUAUCUUCAGUCAAAAAACAUCCCAAACACAAAUAUUAUGCCCUGUUAAAAGAUCGGCUAAAAACAUUUGAAAAUUCAGAAUGGCCAGCUGACCAUCCCAUGGAUAAGGAAGAAUUAGCAAAAGCUGGUCUAUUUUACGCAGGAGUUGGAGACCUUUGUGAAUGUUACUGCUGUGGAGGACAGCUAGAAGAAUUUGAGGAGGGUGAUAUCCCAGUUGAGGAGCACGAUAAAUAUUUCAGUGACAUCUGUGUUCUUGCUAUGAUCCGCAAAACAAAAUGACUUUACAAAAUGACUGUGAUGCCUUGUAGCCAUUUCUAUUUCGACAAUAAUGCGUUUGCUGGGUUUGUCACUUAGCGAACAGCCAAAGUCAAUUAGAGGAGAGGUCACCUUGUAAGAGCAGAUGGCUACCUCAUUGGGAGACCCAUUACUUGUCAUAGAGUGUAAUAAACAGUGAAGUGUUUUGCCCAAGGACACAACCACAUCAGCACAGACUGGUCAGUUCCUCAGCUUCCCAAGAAGCACAAACUAUCAUCAGUAAGGAGGUUCGAACCACCCACCUCAGACCUUCACCUGAGGUUACACUGGCAUAACACUUAUCUUUAAAGUACAAGUGUUACUGUAAUCAUACCUGGAGAUAGACACCAACUAGUUUACAUAAAUUUCAAUUUUUGGUGUAAUUUUUGGACAAAAACUUUUUGAGAAAUUAUUACAAAUUUUUUAUUUUUUUAUAAACAUUCCUUUCAGGUUUUGUUUGUAAAGCCAAUUUGAAACAGACUAUCAGACAGGUACCUCUUUGGGAAGAAAGAUAUUUUGGGGGUAAAAUGUCUUAUUUGAGUGUACAUGUAUUUUGAGAAUUUUAGUAAGAAUUUCAUUUUCUUUUUAUAUUUACAUAUAUCUAAACAUGACAAUAGUAUUUCAAUGAGGUUUACAUAUUAUUAGUAAAAAUUGAUGUGAUUUUUGGGAGGGGGAAAGGAGACACAAAUUUUAGAAUUUUAGUGUAUUUUUCUUCAAAAUUAUUUAACUAACAUAGCAGAUGAGACAAUUACAUGAUGUUGAUCAUGUGAUGUGAUUCUGAUCUCCCAGAGUUACUUCCCUUUUAUUUCACUUUCUAUUAGUGAUAGUAGAAUGAUAAAAGCGGAGAGUCCAUACACAUUUUGAACAUAUGAAAAUUUCAUGGAGCAAGGAAUCCCAUCAUUAAACCUGUGAUUUCACACAUCUCAUAAUUAAUUUUACGAUAUUACCCAGGUAAGAAUUUCCAAAGUAAGAAAAGAAAAACUACUUUGCUAAACUUUGAAUUUUCAUUGCACUUGUACCAGGUAUGUAUUCUGUUUGAAAUUUUUGGAAUGCGUAAAUAUAAUCUCUUACUCUAAGGAAAUUUGAUACUUGAUUGAAAUAUAUAGCACUGACAAAGAAAAUGAAACUUGAUCAUUGUUAAGGUAUUUCAUUAUAAAUCAGUUGUUGAUAUUUGUGUUACAAUAUAUAGUUGAUGAUAUGUGUGUAUAUAUAUAUAUAUAUAAGGUUUUAGGAAUAUAAGAAACAAAAUUAAUCAGUAAAGCUGGAACUAUAUUACUAUGAAUCCAAAAACUGGUUUACAAUUUUCCUCUUUGUCGCAUAUUCCGGUUUAGCUUGUUUAGGUGUCGUAUUCUCAGACGAUGGACUCAGCAUUCCUGACUUUGAUGUAUUAAGCCAACUAUGUACUGUCGGAGAAUACGACACCUAAACAUAUGAUAUCUGGAAAUAAAACUGAAUUAACCUUC
This is a messenger RNA of Ylistrum balloti, 2255 nucleotides long. RefSeq names its product baculoviral IAP repeat-containing protein 7-like. Gene Ontology annotation, molecular function: cysteine-type endopeptidase inhibitor activity involved in apoptotic process. The record is from RefSeq and is a predicted model, not a curated record. NCBI's taxonomy places the organism in Eukaryota, Metazoa, Mollusca, Bivalvia, Pectinida, Pectinidae. The transcript is spliced from 3 exons. Gene Ontology annotation, biological process: regulation of cell cycle; negative regulation of apoptotic process. The coding region runs from base 103 to 777 and encodes 224 amino acids. Gene Ontology annotation, cellular component: nucleus; spindle microtubule; cytoplasm.